Cladophialophora psammophila CBS 110553 is the source of this 474-nucleotide messenger RNA. RefSeq lists its product as uncharacterized. The record is from RefSeq and is a predicted model, not a curated record. Lineage: Eukaryota; Fungi; Ascomycota; Eurotiomycetes; Chaetothyriales; Herpotrichiellaceae. The coding region runs from base 1 to 474 and encodes 157 amino acids. The transcript has a single exon.
AUGGAAGCCGCCGCCAAAAGGUUCUUCUCUUCGCAAUACUUUGCCGUCGUCGGUGCAAGUCAGGACAAGAGCAAGUUCGGAUACAGGAUAUUGGGCUGGUACCAUGUGCACUCGUUACCUGUGACGCCAAUCAAUCCAAGUCGACUGUCAAUAUCUCUCCCGUCCAAGACAUACAUCACGGUGCCGACAGUUUCAGCGCUCCCUCAUCCGUCUCAGACAGCAUUGUCGUUCCUGACGCCGCCUGCAGUCACGAGGAAAGUGUUGGAGGAGGCGAAGACCGCCGGAGUGAAGGCUGUCUGGUUACAGCCGGGGAGCUUCGAGGACGAGGACUUGACGUAUGCGAAGCAGAACUUCGAAUCAGCUGUGGGAGGGUUUGAGGAUGGCACCGUGGGUGGCGAAGGCUGGUGUGUGUUAGUUGAUGGCGAAAAUAUGCUGAGAGCAGCAGGCAAGAAGAUUGAGAGGCAGAAGUUGUAG